UGUGAGGAGCCCGGCUCUUUGCUCCUUCGUGCUGCUCGGGAGCCAUGGCGGAGCGGACACUGAGGAGAGACCAGCGGCCGGAGCUCAGCGGGUCCACAGCGGCGACUCAGACGAGGAACGAACCACGUUACCUGCAGCACGACCACAACUAUUUAUGACGGAAUACAAUGGUGACGGCGAAUAAAGUUUUACACACGUAUUUAGCUGUUGUCACAGAUGUCAGCCUCAACUUUUAACUAACUGGCAUUCUGCUUCUCUGGAUGGAAUCAUAGCGGCGCGGAGUUUGUUUUGCUUUUCUGUUCUUCCCGGACGUCUGUCCUGUAAAGCCAUCUGCCUCAGGCGUAAAUCUGGUGCGCUGUCACGCAGUGGCUCACAGAGCGCCUCUUUAAUAUUUCAAAGCCGAAUCAGUGGAGGUUAACAUGGGGGCAAAGCAGAGCAGCCCAACUGCUAAUCCAGCUGCCAAUGGUCGGACAAGAGCCUACUCCGGCUCGGACCUGCCCUCCAGCACGUCCAGCAGCAACGGCAGUAAUGUUAGCAGGACUAACGCCGGGGGCGUGAGGUACCAUGCGUACAGCGCGUCCGGAGCCUCCGGAGCCACGUCCACCACGAGCCAGCACCUUGGUGCCAGGGCCAGGUCUGUGGGGGGCUCCGGGGGCUCUGGUGGGACCAGACCCCAGUCCGGCAUCAACAUUCCAAACAGCAGCGGAGCCUACAGCUCACCGGAGUCCGGUGGCAGCAGCCCCGAGGAGGCGACGAACAGGGAGCGCUCGGGCAGAGGGCACGAAGGUCCCCGGCUGCUGAUAGGAUCAUUACCAGCUCACCUCUCUCCUAAUCUGUUCGGAGGCUUCAAGUGCCCUGUCUGCUCCAAGUUUGUGUCCUCGGAUGAGAUGGAUCUUCACCUGGUUUUGUGUUUAACCAAACCCAGAGUGACGUACAACGAGGACGUCCUCACUAAGGAUGCAGGAGAAUGUGCGAUCUGUCUGGAGGAGCUGGUUCAGGGAGUCACCAUCGCUCGCCUGCCCUGCCUCUGCAUCUACCAUAAAGGCUGCAUCGACGAUUGGUUUGAAGUGAACAGAUCGUGUCCAGAGCAUCCAACAGAUUAACACUCAUUUGCACAGGUACCCCACACUGAGUGUGGCUCCUGGGAGACUGCUGGACACUGUGACCACUGUGAUCAGUUAACCACCAACCCCCCCACCCCUGAAAAAUAAUGUAGUACCAUGGUGUGCCAAAUCUCAUUAAAGCAAACUUCAGGGAUACAGACUUCAUGUUUAUGUUUGAGUUUGUAAAUCCACACUCUCAGCAUGGACCUCUGCAGCCCCGUCACUCACAGCCACACCGGCCGUCACCACAGGCGGGACUUCCUGAGCAGCCACUGGACAGCAGGUGACAGCUGAUUGUACACCAGGACACUGGAGAAGGUGGACAUAGUCCUGGGGGUGGCGGUUCUGUCACGGCAAUGGGGGGUGGGGGGGGUCUUCCCUCCCCCUCCUACUCGAUCCCUCCCCUCCUUCUUCAGCAUCACUGUCUGCCAGUGCCUUGUUGUAGUGAUGCCCAGCCACAGCAGGGCGGCACUGAGGAGUCCAGACUGUCAGCAGAGCCUGAACUCACCAGACAGGACCAUCAGGACCAUCAACACCAUCAGCACCAUCAGCACCACCUCACCACAACUGCUGCUCCACCCAGUCCAGGAGAAAAAAGCCAGAGACGGGACAGCAUGUCUGCAUCAGCAGCUUGGACACUUUCAGAGCAGACACUGCUGCGCAAAUGGUGCCAACACACACACACACACACACACACACACACACACACACACACACAUGCACACACGCACACACACACGAUCAUCAGUGCUCUUUUAUGAUAAACCAUGUUGUGGAGGUCUUCAGAUACAGAGACCUGUCCCACGACCUGGACAGGACGUCUGAGAUCAACCUGAACCUGCAGCAGCUUGUUGCCACUACGGAGACAAAAAAUAUUAUCUCAGUUUCUUGUUAUGAGAACAUUUUCUUGUUUUAACUGGAUGAUUUUUUUCAUGUUACAAUAACAUGUAACAACAUGUAGAAGUGUUUCACUAUGUUAAAAGAAACGUUUCUUAUUUUAAAGAGAUUAUGUGAAAUAAUGGGAUCUGAUAUUAACAGAAAAAUCACGUUAUAAUAACAGUUCAGUGUGUAGUAAUAACAAAAACAUCAUAACCUGAAAAAUAUUUCCUUGUGCAAGAUAAUCUUAAAACAGGAA
Molecule: messenger RNA, 2238 nt
Organism: Seriola dumerili (greater amberjack)
Lineage: Eukaryota; Metazoa; Chordata; Actinopteri; Carangiformes; Carangidae
Gene: znrf2b
Product: E3 ubiquitin-protein ligase znrf2-like
Exons: 5
Coding region: 420-1103 (227 amino acids)
Source: RefSeq, a predicted model, not a curated record